Messenger RNA from Caretta caretta (loggerhead turtle), 5925 nucleotides. RefSeq names its product transducin beta like 1 X-linked (gene TBL1X). Gene Ontology annotation, molecular function: protein binding; transcription corepressor activity. The record is from RefSeq and is a predicted model, not a curated record. Gene Ontology annotation, biological process: regulation of transcription by RNA polymerase II. Gene Ontology annotation, cellular component: histone deacetylase complex. NCBI's taxonomy places the organism in Eukaryota, Metazoa, Chordata, Testudines, Cheloniidae.
UCCUGCUGCUGCUGCUUGUCUCUGGAAGCCUUAGACACACACUCACACCAAACACAUUAACUCUGCUAAUGAAGUAGUGAGCAGCAGCACCUCCUGACCGCCAUUCCGCACCAAAAACUUUCCAUUUUCCUCUUCCCACUCUCUGGGACUUCCUUUUGAUUUUGCUGUGUGGAGGAGGAGGAGUGUGUGUGUGUGUGGUGGUGGGAUUUACAGUCUCCUUUAACGCUUGCUGGGACCUAGGAAAAGAAGAGUUACACCAUGUACUGCAAGUGAAAAAGUCUCUGUGUGUGUUUCUUGCAGAAGUUGAGGCUUUUCUCUGCUGCUUCCAGAAGUGAAAGCUGUGCCUUUAAUACACGUUGAGUGAGGUACCCAAGGAUAGGAAACUGGCCUGAAGGGAAAAUCUGGGGGAGACUGGGUAUUUGGCUACAUUUGCCCCUGAACUUAUCUACUGUCGGAUGUGGUGAUCUCAAUGGUAACGCAAACCCCCAGACUCUCGACAGCAGCCUGCGAGGAACAGCAUUCAGCAGCUCAAAGGUCUCACGACCAGGGUUCAUCAGGAUUCAGAGUUCAACAUACCAAUCACUUGCGAGUUGUGAAAUUUGAUGAGAAGAGAGCAGCGUGGGCAAAACAAAUACCUCUACGAGCGUGGAUCACACUUCUUGUAAACCUCAUCAUAUUGAGGUGGGGCUAAGAUGAGCAUAACCAGUGACGAAGUGAAUUUCUUGGUGUAUCGCUAUCUCCAGGAGUCAGGUUUCUCCCAUUCGGCCUUUACAUUUGGUAUCGAAAGCCACAUUAGUCAGUCUAACAUCAAUGGAACACUAGUGCCACCUGCUGCCCUCAUCUCUAUUCUUCAGAAAGGCCUGCAGUAUGUGGAGGCUGAGAUCAGCAUCAAUGAAGAUGGUACAGUAUUUGACGGCAGGCCCAUAGAGUCACUGUCUCUGAUCGACGCUGUGAUGCCUGACGUGGUACAGACCAGGCAACAGGCGUUCAGAGAGAAACUAGCUCAGCAACAAGCCAGUGCAGCAGCAGCAGCGACGGCAGCAGCAGCAGCCGUGACAGCGACAACGGCAGCAACCACAACAGUUGUUUCCCAGCACAACACACCAAAGAACGGAGAAGCCACUGUGAAUGGAGAGGAGAAUGGGGCACAUGCAAUAAAUAAUCAUUCAAAGCCAAUGGAAAUUGACGGGGAUGUUGAAAUACCUCCUAACAAAGCAACAGUCCUUCGGGGCCAUGAAUCAGAGGUGUUCAUCUGUGCCUGGAACCCUGUCAGUGACCUACUAGCGUCUGGAUCUGGAGACUCAACUGCCAGAAUAUGGAAUCUCAAUGAAAAUAGCAACGGUGGUUCCACUCAGCUAGUUUUGAGGCACUGUAUAAGAGAAGGAGGACAUGAUGUGCCCAGCAAUAAGGAUGUGACUUCAUUGGACUGGAAUAGUGAUGGAACGCUAUUGGCUACAGGAUCAUAUGAUGGUUUUGCAAGAAUAUGGACAGAAGAUGGUAACCUUGCGAGCACCUUAGGUCAACACAAAGGUCCCAUAUUUGCUCUGAAAUGGAACAAAAAGGGGAAUUACAUUUUAAGUGCUGGCGUUGAUAAAACAACAAUAAUUUGGGAUGCUCACACAGGGGAAGCUAAGCAGCAAUUUCCUUUCCACUCAGCCCCUGCUCUGGAUGUAGACUGGCAGAACAACACUACUUUUGCCUCCUGCAGUACUGACAUGUGCAUUCACGUAUGCAGACUUGGCUGUGAUCGCCCAGUCAAAACCUUUCAAGGACACACAAAUGAAGUCAAUGCAAUUAAAUGGGACCCUUCUGGUAUGCUACUAGCGUCCUGCUCUGAUGAUAUGACAUUAAAGAUUUGGAGUAUGAAGCAAGAUACAUGUGUACAUGACCUUCAGGCUCACAGCAAAGAGAUUUAUACUAUCAAAUGGAGUCCUACAGGACCAGGCACCAGUAACCCAAACUCCAACAUCAUGUUAGCCAGUGCUUCAUUCGAUUCUACUGUUCGGCUGUGGGAUGUUGAACGAGGAGUCUGCAUUCAUACAUUAACCAAACAUCAAGAACCUGUCUACAGUGUAGCUUUUAGUCCUGAUGGGAAAUACCUGGCCAGUGGGUCCUUUGACAAAUGUGUCCAUAUAUGGAAUACUCAGAGCGGAACUCUAGUACAUAGCUACAGAGGCACUGGAGGGAUCUUUGAAGUCUGUUGGAAUGCUAGAGGAGACAAAGUGGGAGCAAGUGCAUCAGACGGAUCGGUUUGUGUUCUAGAUCUGCGGAAGUAAAGGUGAAGUGUUUUAGGAGAAAUUUCAAAUGGACCAGCAGUGAAUGUGUGGGGAGAAGCACUCUUCAAAACUAUUCUUAACAGCUCCAGAACUGUACAAACUUGAAAAAAGUUAGUGUGUACAAUGAAACCAACUCUCCCUGGCCACAGAAGUCUAGUAUUUUGCCCAUAACCUUCAUCAAGGAGUAAAAACACAGUCACUUGAGAGGGAGAGAGGAUGGUUUUCACCUGGAAUAUUCAGCCUUGGAAGCAUGAAGCCACCAACUAGAGACUGCACUGUUUGACUUGCAUCUGAGAACUUGCUUUGAUGGCUGGAAAAAAAAAAAAAAGCUGUGCCAAAAAAUAAUAAUAAAGAAACAAACUAAGCGAAAUGCUGUGAUAAACCAAAAGGGAAAAAAAAAAUCCUCCUCCAUGUGGUGGUGUAUUUUUUUCCUUCCAAUUUGGACACUACAGUUGCUCUCCCAAAGGACAUUCAAAGACCAGUUUGUACUGAUGAAACGCGCAACUUUGUAAUCACAACACUUUCUAUUUUCUAGACUACUUUUUUGUUCAGUGGUUUUUCUAUCAGCUGGAAUAUUAUGUCCUGGAGUAUCCCAGGCUUAGGUUGGAACUGAUUUUUUUUUUUCUUUUUCCUUCCCUUCUCCUUCUUGUUUCUCUCUCUCUCUCUCUCCCUCCUUCCCCCUCCUGUGUGCCCACAGUAGAUGCAGCCAGUUGGACAUGACAACAAAAAAUUUCGACAGUCUGCUUCUCCUCUUUCUCCGUUCCCCUCCCCCCCCCGCCUAUUUUUUUAAAAUCCCUCCAUGCUUCAGAUCUUAGCAUCUCAAGGGCACUUUCAGCAAAUUGUGUAAUAAGUGCUUUAUAUAAGAAUGCAGUGCUGGGGAAGAUUUUUACAGGCAAAAGAUGACUUUUAAGAGAGAGAACCCAGUGUAUUUUUGGAAAAAAAUAUUUUUUAUGUUAAACAUAAUUUUAAAAGCCUAAAAUAGCCACCAAACGUAGACUGCUUUGUGUAAUUCAAGCAAAAGAAUGACUCAAGUGGAAUCCACGGUACAUUAAAGAUGCAGUAUCAUUUUCCUCUCCUUUGUCUCAUAAAGUGCUGUAAGAAAAUGUCAUUUCAUACAACAAAUAUCAGGUUUUAAACAACAAUAACCUCUUCCUGCAGUCAGAAGUUUACAUGGGCUAAUUUUUAUUUUUGUGGCUGUAUGACUAAGUACAUUUAUUAAAAGAAUACAGAAGUUUGAGGUUAUAUAUACAGAAUUCAUAUCUUUGGGUCCAUAUACCCAAAUACCUGUAGUAAUUAAAGGAAAACAAUUGUAUAUGCUCUUUCUUGGAGAAAUGGUCCCAAAUUCAUAUUAAGGCUGCAUUCUGUCACUCUCAGUCAUGUUCAUAGGACUGGAAGGGACCUCAAGAGGUCAUCUAAUCCAGUCCCCUGCACUCGUGGGGGGACUAAGUAUUAUCUAGACCAUGCUGACUAGAUAAUACCUCACUCCACUAGUCAUCACAUUAGGCUGAUCCUCUUCCCAUUAAGUCAAUGGGACUUUUACCACAGAUUUAAUAGGAUCCCUUCUUCCCCUUUGGAUUCCCCUAGUAUAGGCACUGCAGAAGACAGCUAUCAGAUUGCCUUCUGGGAUGCUUUGCAAAUCAUGAUGACAGAGGGCACAGGGUUAGGGGCAGAAAAGGUGUGCCGUGGGCAGGGUUGCAGCAUACAGUGCUGUGGAGAUUCCCGGCAGUGCUGUAGACCAUGGAGUAGUUCAAGGAGGUGGCCAUAACUUAGGCCCUAAGAACUAAACCAUGCCAGGGCCCUCUCCAUCCCAUGGAGCAGCCCAGGAUCAGAACAGUGCAAAAGUGGCUUAAAGCCACCAUAGCACCUCCAUAGCGAGUUGAGUGCUGUGCCUCUCAGAGGUGCCACACAGAAUCUCACCCGUUUCUUUCAGUGGGGUUGCCCAACAGGAGUAAUUUGUAAGACCCUGACCCAUAAUGCUUAAAGUGGUAUGAAAAUGCCCAAGUUACUUAGUAUAUGGAAUUAAUAUUUUAUUUCAUCUGAUGUUUUUCUCUCUUUACUGUGACACGCUGACACUAUCUUGGCCUUUUCACAGGAACUAACCACUGCUCACUCAUCACAAGCCCUGUGAUGUACGAUUGGAGAUCAGAAAGUAAUUAAAACAAUUAAACUAUUCAGAUGUUUUGGUCCUGAAGUAGAAACAUUUAGGUGGAAUAUUGGUUGUUGAUUGCUGUUGCUCUUUUUUACCCCCAAAGAAUGGAAGGUGGGAAGAAGGAAAGUUAUUUUCCUUGAGGUAACAAAUCCAUAGAGCAUUGGACUUUAGAUGCCCAGAUGACAUUUUUGAACUGUUUUAUAAUAGCUGCCUCGGCUGACCUGUUUAAGCUCUUGAUAGGAAAAAGAGUCCUUGUUAGAAGAGAGAACUGAGCUUUAUUACAGAAGUUCAGUGAGGUUUUAUAAAGGACUGCUGAUGUAAUUACUCACUAGUGUCAUUGUGAGUGUUGACGGUUCUCAUUUUAAGCCUGUGCCUAUGAUGCACAGGAGCCUUGGGUUGAAUUUUCAAGGAUAACAGGAAAGCAGCAUCUAUUUAGGGGGGCUCAGAAGACAUGCUCAGCAGUGUGCUUCUUUUGGGUCUGCCGUUUGUGUGACUCUUGAACAGGCCAAACAUCAAGAUGUGGUGAUGACAGGAUAGGUGAUUUUAGUUCAGUUGCUUUUUUGGCCUGGCUUUCUUGUUACACAGACAUAUCUAAAUCUGAUGGAGCCUGUUCCAGGAAUUUUAACUGGGAGAUACUUUGUGGGUGUCAAAGAAACAUGUUUCAUUUUUGAAAUGAUCUAAAUUAACACCAUCUUGUCUCUGCUAAGUUACAUAAAAAGAAGAAAGCGAGUAAAGCACAGUUUCAGAAUUUGGCAAGUAUCAAAUUCUCUCAUGUGAAAGGCGCUAUUGUCCCAAAGAAGAAUUCUGUAUACAUACACGUUUUGUUAGCCUCCUGCAGACUGACCCAUUAACCUUCCUGGAUGCUUACAGGAAUUUUACCUUUACUGGCUGCAUGGAACUGGCCUUGAGAUAAAAUAGCAACCUUUGAACACGUGCCCAGGCUUUGCUUCUUUAAUGUAGGUUACUGCAUCUUUAAUGUAGAAAACACUGGGUCCCUUAUGGGGCAUUAAAGGGCCUGACAGUUACAGGGUUAAACACGCACUAACCCCAUGCUACAUCUUAGGAAUUUCCUUUUGAUUUGUUUUUAAAAAGAAAUUAAAAACAAACCUAGGUAAUUAUAGAGCCAAGUGAAGUGCACUUUGUCAAAUGUAAGGGUCUGCUUUGGUUUUGCGGUUUACUUUUCCUUUUUCUUUUUUUUAACUUUUUUUUAAAAUGUGGUUCUUUGUCAAUUGCAGAAAUGUUCUUUCAGCCACUCACUGAAAUUUUGAAUUCUGGUUUCUGCAGUUUUUAUUGUCUGUGUCAGACUUGCAGCCAGACUUUGGUUCUCAUUUCAGCAUUUCCCAGAUUCUGUUGAAACAACAUCAACCCCUGUUUUGUUUCCCCUCCACCUGCACACUCUCAGAAAUCACCUUGUGUAUUGUAGCUCAUUUGUUUCAAGGAGAGAAUCAACAGAUCAUAUUCAGUGUCUUGAAUAAAUUGCUAUAUUUUGAUAUUAGAGAA